CACCAAGUCCCCAGAGAAUCAGCUUAUAAUUUAUGAUGUGGUGAAGCUAAUUUUCAUAGACAGCAUGAAAAGCUAUAAAAAAGAUCCUGCUAUUUCUAUGCUGACAUCUUUCACUCAGCAUGCUGUAACACAUUUAAAAGUGGCGUACAUGCCUCCAGAGAGAGAGAGAGAGUGGUCCUGACCCGCUGUUUGUACAGUUUGAGUUUUCUGUUAGUGACCAGCAGGGAGGAGUAGUGGCUGGACUCAACUUUAACAUCGCAGUGAUGCCUGUGGCUGAUGAAGCACCUGAGGUCACGGCCUUCACCAUUCUAGGGCUGAUAUAUCUGGCUUCCACCAACCGGAGCAGCUGCCAUGGAUACGAGCCGCAUACAGCCCCUCAAACUGGCCCAGGUCACCAAGCUGCUGGGCUGGCUAGGUUCGCAGGGCCAGUGCACCCAGGUUCGUGUUGAAUUCAUGGACGACACCAGUAGAUCCAUCAUCCAGAAUAUAAAGAGGCCUGUCCGUGAGGGGGAUGUCCUGAUGCUGCUGAAAUCUGAGCAUGAAGCAAGGUGA
Mauremys reevesii (Reeves's turtle) is the source of this 552-nucleotide messenger RNA. Its product is annotated as 40S ribosomal protein S28-like. The coding region runs from base 352 to 552 and encodes 66 amino acids. Gene Ontology annotation, molecular function: structural constituent of ribosome. The record is from RefSeq and is a predicted model, not a curated record. Gene Ontology annotation, biological process: translation; ribosomal small subunit assembly; maturation of SSU-rRNA. Lineage: Eukaryota; Metazoa; Chordata; Testudines; Geoemydidae. The transcript is spliced from 4 exons. Gene Ontology annotation, cellular component: cytosolic small ribosomal subunit; ribosome.